AUGAUGCUUGGCCUUGGUGACUAUGAGAGCAGCAGUGAGGAUGAGGUAGAGCAGAAGUGCCCUCCACCCAAUUCCCAGCGUAGCAAGGAUAUCCCACCUGCAGCCUCGCAAGCUGGCCAGGACAAAGAUCAUAAACCGUCCCAGCAACCAAAAGAGACACCCUUUCACAUUCCCACCGAAUCAGUUCCAGAAGGACCUGUUCUUGGCCCUGCUUCUAUGGACAUGGCGCCCCUCUCGGAGGACAAACAUUCGACAGGCGGACGCUUAUCUCCAUUUUCAGCUUCACGAGGACUCGUUCAAGACCUCACUCUCCCUCCAGUUCCCAAUCUAGACAUCCCGCCAUCACCUCCCGGGUCUCCCAACCCAGCCGCGAACGCGAAAUUCGAGCAUUUCCUCUCGCUCAAAAAGCAAGGUGUACACUUCAACUCAAAACUGGCUAGCUCAUCAUCGCUCAAAAAUCCAAGCUUGUUGAAGAAGAUGAUGGAGCAUGCUGGGAUCGAUGAGCAAUCGCAAUAUGACACAUCGCUGCCCGCCGACUUGUGGAAUACAUCUAAUCUACCAAAAUGGGGUUUCAAGGAAGAGCUCUUGAGAACCCAACAAGAUGUCCGUAAAAAAUCGGAGGAGAAACAAGCACCGGGCCAGCGAACCUCGGUUGACUUCGUCACCGGGUCUGCCUGA
Molecule: messenger RNA, 678 nt
Organism: Penicillium griseofulvum
Lineage: Eukaryota; Fungi; Ascomycota; Eurotiomycetes; Eurotiales; Aspergillaceae
Product: HCNGP domain-containing protein
Exons: 3
Coding region: 1-678 (225 amino acids)
Biological process (GO): regulation of DNA-templated transcription
Cellular component (GO): nucleus
Source: RefSeq, a predicted model, not a curated record